AUGAUGGGUUGUUGAGUGAGAACGAAGAGGAAGACGUACCGUCGGGCGAGCUGGAGAAGGUGGAUGCCGAGGGGACGCCGGCGGGGAAGCCCAAAGGGACCAGCCCCACCGGUGGAGAGGGGACGAAGCCCGGUGACGGUCCCCAAAAACCGGAGAACCAGCCCAGAAAGCCAUCGGGCAAGCGACAGGGUAAAUCGGGCCACCGAGGCUUCAAGAAAUUCCCCCCGCGGAGCUUGCUCGGCCACGGCCGCUGCCACGACUGCGGCAAAGCUUUGGCUUUCGGUUCGGCCUUCAACAAACGCCGGCGAGGGACCGAACGACCCCAUAAAUGCCCCGAAUGCGGGAAGUGUUUUCGGCUCAGCUCAACCCUCAUCACCCAUCAACGCCGGCACGCCGGCGAUAAACCCUACAAGUGCCCCGACUGCGGCAAAACCUUUAGCGUCGGUUCAGCGUUCAUCCAGCAUCAACGGGUGCACGCCGGCACUGGUGCCGGCGCGGCGCCUUGCCAAUGCGGCGUCUGCGGGAAGAGUUUCUCGGCCAGUGCCAGCUUGGUGAAGCACCAAAAAUUACACCUGGAGGAAAAACCCUACAAAUGUGGGGAUUGCGGGAAGGGUUUCAACUGGAAUUCGCAUCUGGAGCGGCAUCGCCGGAUCCACACCGGCGAAAAGCCCUAUGCCUGUCCCGAAUGCGGUAAGAGCUUCAGCUGGAGCUCC
This is a messenger RNA of Pygoscelis adeliae (Adelie penguin), 713 nucleotides long. RefSeq names its product zinc finger protein GLI4-like. Gene Ontology annotation, biological process: regulation of transcription by RNA polymerase II. The annotation marks the transcript as partial. The record is from RefSeq and is a predicted model, not a curated record. The transcript has a single exon. Gene Ontology annotation, molecular function: DNA-binding transcription factor activity, RNA polymerase II-specific; RNA polymerase II cis-regulatory region sequence-specific DNA binding. NCBI's taxonomy places the organism in Eukaryota, Metazoa, Chordata, Aves, Sphenisciformes, Spheniscidae.